CGUAGUUGAACUCUUGUACAGCUGCGCAUAAUUUGAAUAGGUUUUUCUGGUUAUGACGUUCUUACUGUGUCAUUAGUCUUUCUGUUUAGUGUUUGUUUGGCAUCUAUAUGCAAGGAAGCAGAUCCAAAUCAUGCAGAUAAAUUUUGUACCUACCUGGUGCUUGGCCUCAACCACAGUUCACACAGUACUCAGGAUAUCUGAAUGGUGCUAGUAGUAACAUCCAGAUUCACUACUGGCUUGUCGAAGCCGUUUCAUCACCAGAGUCAUCGCCGCUAAUUUUGUGGCUAAACGGUGGUCCUGGAUGCUCAUCCAUGGAAGGUUUGCUUUCUGAAAAUGGUCCAUACACUCUCACAGAAGGACCUCGACUCGUGGAGAAUCCUUAUUCCUGGAAUAAAAUUGGAAACGUUCUCUAUCUGGAGUCUCCGGCAGGCGUGGGAUUCUCCUAUUCUGUUGACGGGAAUGUUACCACUGAUGAUAACCAGACUGCACUGAAUAAUUAUCAUGCAUUACUGCAUUUCUUGGAAAAAUUUCCAGAAUAUGAAGGUCGACAAUUAUUUGUUACUGGAGAAAGUUAUGGCGGUGUUUAUGUGCCUACAUUAGCACUACUUCUUUUGAAUUCAUCAAAAUUUAAACUUGCGGGUAUUGCUGUUGGUAAUGGAUUGACAAAUUACAGAUUAAAUGAUAACUCUCUCCUAUAUUUUAUCAAGUAUCAUGGUCUAAUUGGUGAAAGUUCAUGGAAUGAUCUACUCAGUAAAUGUUGUGAAAAUAAAUGUUCAACUUCUUGUAUUUUCACGGAUAACAAAUCUCAAGAAUGUCAACAUAUUAUCAGUCAGUUGUCUGAAGAACCUUUGAAAGGACUAAACAUAUAUAACUUGUAUUCUGAAUGUGCUGGUGGUGUGAAUAAUUCUCUUAAAUAUCGUAUGCCAAUGUCAAUCGGAGAGAUAUCAUCCACCCUACAAACAUCUAACCAGUAUGUUCAUCAUGAUUUCGGGAAUAUGUUUCGUGAUAAUAUUUAUAUGAAGUAUCGACGUUAUGUGAAUACUAUGCUACGUCGUAAUCUGACCACACGUUUAGCUAUCCCAUGUGUAGAUGAUACAAUGAUUCGUAGCUACUUAAAUUCACCUGUUGUACGUCGACUCAUAAAUGUAAAGUUGGACUGGCCAAGAGAAUGGGAUAUCUGCAGUGAAGAAGUCAAUUUCAAUUAUGUUCGAAUCUACGAUGAUCUCUCUGAACAAUAUAAAAAACUUCUUCAAUCCAAGAUAUUUAUUUUAAUAUAUAAUGGUGAUAUUGAUAUGGCGUGUAAUUACUUUGGUGAUGAAUGGUUUGUGGAUAAUUUAAAGCUUAAACUAAUAUCAUCGCGUAGAGUUUGGUUAUAUACAGAGAAAGAUGGUACAAAACAGAUUGGAGGAUUUUGGAAAGCCUUUGAAGGUCAUGAAUCAUCUCUGAUGUAUACUACAGUUCGUGGUGCAGGUCAUAUGGUACCUCAAGAUAAACCUGCUGCUGCAUUCUACAUGAUCAAUCGAUUUAUUCAUUUUAUGAAUCUUUAAGCCUUUUGAAGUAGAAAAAGAUAAAAUUAUGUAAUUUUAAUGCUUUUUACUAUCAUGAUUUUAUCUCUUAUUGGUUUAUCAAUUAUAGUAAAUAUUUCUCACUUUGUCAUCGUCUAUAUAGUUUUCCAAUAAUGAAAAUAAGAACAUUUUACCUGAAAAGUUUAUAGAAUUUGGCAUAUGGUAUAAAAUGAAACAUCUUAUAUUGAUUAUUAUUCCUGCUGGAUCCAAUAAUUUGUGAUACAAGGCGAGGGGGGUGGGGAACCUUCAAUGAUAAUAUUUUCCACUUAAGAUAUGACUUUUAUAUUAUCCUAGACACUUUGUUUUGUGUUUCUAAUAAGUAUAAGAAAUCUUAUUUGCCGUUUUGAUUGUUCUGUAGAGUUAGUAAAAGUUGAUCACAGUUUUCGUUUCUUUAAUUCUUUCAUAAUCAAUUUUACAAGUAAAGCUAUACAUGAACAA
Messenger RNA from Heterobilharzia americana, 2003 nucleotides. The record is from the annotation of a GenBank genome assembly. NCBI's taxonomy places the organism in Eukaryota, Metazoa, Platyhelminthes, Trematoda, Strigeidida, Schistosomatidae.